UACAUAUAUACUAAUCAAUGCUUGAAGGUCACUUUCGAUAUCGAUGCGGACGCGUUGGUCCAAGUUCGGGCUAUGGACAAGGCUACCAACAAGGACCAGUCUAUCACCAUCACCUCCGGCUCUGGUCUUUCUGAUGCUGAGAUCCAGUCCAUGGUUGAGGAUGCCGAGAAGUACGGUGAGCAGGACAAGGAGCGCAAGGCCGCUAUUGAGGCUGCCAACCGUGCCGACAGCGUCCUCAACGACACUGAGAAGGCUCUCAAGGACUUCGAGGACCGUCUCGACAAGGCUGAGGCUGAGAACAUCCGUGAGAAGAUCGCCACUCUCCGUGAGUUCGUCGCCAAGAACCAGUCUGGCGAGGGCACUGCUACUGCCGAGGAGCUCAAGGCCAAGACCGAUGAGCUGCAGACUGCCUCUCUGAGCCUCUUUGACAAGAUGCACAAGGCCAACAACGAGCAGCAGCAGCAGCAACAGCAGGGCGAGAACAAGCAGUAA
Messenger RNA from Penicillium macrosclerotiorum, 492 nucleotides. Its product is annotated as Heat shock 70 kDa protein. The annotation marks the transcript as partial. The record is from RefSeq and is a predicted model, not a curated record. Lineage: Eukaryota; Fungi; Ascomycota; Eurotiomycetes; Eurotiales; Aspergillaceae. Gene Ontology annotation, molecular function: ATP-dependent protein folding chaperone; ATP binding. The transcript has a single exon.